AUUUACACACAAAAUGGGGUCAACUUGAUGUACAGUUUGCACUGUAUGAGAUGUGUCAGCCCAAGAUUCCAAAGGAGGAAUAUUGAAAUACAUUGACGAAAAGAAUGUCACUACAAGAAGAAAACACAGGAAUAAAGGAAAAGCAGGGUCUUGAGAUCAUAAUUCUAAUGGAAGAGUAAUCAAAUUUGCUGAUGAUGAUCACGGAUUACAGCAUAAAGAGACUUCGGAAAGCCAAAGAAAGACUGCGAUUAAAUAAUGCAAACAAAAACAGAAAGAAUCUGAUAAAAUAAGGGAAAUUAUGUCAGCAAGGAGAAGACUAUGAAGAAGCUGUUACAGGAUCCUGACUCUGAUUUCCUGAUCCCCGAAGUGGAAGAAGUUCUUGAAGACCUUCCUGAAUACGGCUAUUUCCAAAACUAUAAGGACCUGAAAGGAGCUUAUGAGUUUAUAGAUCAUAGUAUUUUUAGUGAUGGUAGCAAAUACUGAGGCCAGCUCCUCUCUGGAACCAAUUUGAAGGAAGGCUUAGGAUACAUCAUUCUCCCAGAAGGAUCUCUGAUACAAGGAGAGUUCGAAGCUGGUGAACCCAUCUUUGGCAGGUUCAUCCAAACUACAGGGGAUGUAUAUGAAGGAUAUCUUCAAAACUACAAGCCUAAUGGUGAAGGCAAGUUGUCGAGAGGUGGAGAGGUUGUACACAAAGGUAAAUUUAGCAAAGGUGUCUAUUGUGAUAACAAAGCUUCUAAAAAGAAAACGUCUAAAUCUCAGAAAAAUAAGAAGAAGAAGCAGAGAAGGGGUUCAUGUUAAUCCAGAAAUCUCAUUGUACACCUUAGAGAUCUUUUCAAGCAUA
Molecule: messenger RNA, 841 nt
Organism: Moneuplotes crassus
Lineage: Eukaryota; Ciliophora; Spirotrichea; Euplotida; Euplotidae
Source: the annotation of a GenBank genome assembly